AUGCAGGAAGAUCAAAGAUCCCCUGCCCGGGAGCCAGAUGCCCAGUAUGAGACGAUGAUCUCCGAGACGAUGGAGGAGGAACUGCAUCGCAUGGGUGCCUCUUCCGAUAUGAUCGAUUGCUACAAAGAGUCUCGUGAGAUGCCGAUGCCAGGCAACCUCGACAGAUCAGUCCGCGUGAGGGCUUUGCGUUGCAUGUUCAAGAUGCUAGUGGAUACCCUGGGUGAAGGCGCCUGCUUUCAAGCGGCCCUCCUUCUUGAUCGCGUCACGGCAAGCAACUCCUUCCGCUUGGAACAGCUGCCGCUGACUUGCGUGUGCUUGACGAGGCUUAUGUUGAAGUGUGCCUUCGGUAUGGCGAUGGUCCCGGGCGAGGACAGCCCCAGUAUGUCCUGGAUCAAGGACUUUGCGACGUGGCUGACAGCCACACAGAACUUGGUGACUUCAGAAGGGUCCACAAUGUCCAGGCACGAACUCGCGCUGCAUGAGCUGAGGCUUCUCAAGGCACUGGAUUGCCAGGUGGAACUUCCCUGUGCAGAGAAGUGGUGCCUUCUCUACUUCACUCGCUUUGGACACCUGGGCCGGGAGUUCCAAGCUCCAGUCCAGCAGAUGCAAGCAAAGGCUUUGCUGUCUGCGCGCGCCGUGGUGAUGUGCUUUCCAGCCUCCCCGAUGCUGAGCCACGGCAAGCUGGCCGCCGGACUGUUUAGCCUGAGCUUUGUGUACUCGGGCCUACUGCCCAUGGCCAGCCUCCAGCCAUCGAACAUGGAUGCCUCGGAGUGGAGCGCGCUUUUUGCUGCGAUCACGCCAAAUGAGCUGCCCGCAUGCCGCUUGCCACACUCUGUGACGAAGAGGCUCAUGGACUUGAUCUGCCUCACCAUGAAAGAAGAGCCAGAUGACAUCCGCGCCUGGACAAAGCAAGUGCUAGAAACCUUGGGCGAAACAUGUCGUCAGGUUCGCGAAGAGGAGGACGGAGCUCGGAAUUCAUAA
Symbiodinium natans is the source of this 981-nucleotide messenger RNA. Lineage: Eukaryota; Dinophyceae; Suessiales; Symbiodiniaceae. The record is from the annotation of a GenBank genome assembly.